AAAAAACCUCAAAGCCUUUACCCAGAAGAAAAAUUUGUCGCUCAGUGUUGCUCGUUCAUAGCUCAGGAGACUUAAUGAAGAUCUCGGUUGGGUUUCAGGUGUUCAAGUCCUGAUCAUCUCCAUGUUCUCUCUGGGCAUGUUGGACAUUCCUGAUGACUACAAACUGGAGCAGUAAUAAAAAUGUGUUCAACUUCAACAUCAGCUGCACAAAUUAAUUUAGAUUAACAAGUUUUUGACACUCAAAAUAUGUGCAAAUGUGAUUCCACUAUAUCUGCUCUUUGUCACUGAUUGCUUUGCUUUAAAUGGCUGACAAGCAGAUCAGCCUGCCAGCUAAACUCAUCAACGGAGGCAUUGCUGGAUUGAUUGGCGUCACUUGUGUCUUUCCAAUUGAUCUGGCAAAAACACGCCUCCAAAACCAGCAAAACGGAUCUCGGAUCUACACUAGCAUGUCUGAUUGUCUGAUAAAAACCAUCCGAUCGGAGGGAUUCUGUGGGAUGUACAGAGGAGCUGCGGUUAAUCUGACUCUGGUAACUCCAGAAAAGGCCAUCAAACUGGCUGCCAAUGAUUUUUUCAGACACCAGCUCUCCAAGGAUGGACAGAAGCUGACGUUGGUUAGAGAAAUGUUAGCUGGCUGCGGUGCCGGUACCUGCCAAGUGAUUAUAACCACUCCUAUGGAGAUGCUAAAGAUCCAGUUGCAGGAUGCCGGCAGAAUAGAGGCCCAGCGGAAGCUCAUUGGCCAGCACACCAGAGGAGGCGGAGCCAAAGUGAAUGUUGUGCGGCUGAAGUCUCCCACGGCCCUCCAACUCUCCAGAGAUCUGCUGAAGGACAAAGGCAUCGCUGGUCUCUAUAAGGGACUGGGGGCCACUCUAUUACGGGAUGUGCCCUUUUCCAUCAUCUACUUCCCACUGUUUGCAAACCUGAAUAGCCUGGGCAGAAGAAACAGUGAUGGUUCAGCUCCUUUUUACAUCUCCUUCCUCGCUGGCUGUUUUGCAGGCUGUACAGCAGCCGUUGCGGUCAACCCUGUGGACGUGGUAAAGACCAGGCUUCAGUCUUUGACCCGUGGACGUCAUGAGGACACUUACGGCGGUGUGACAGACUGUGUCAGUAAGAUUCUUCGUCACGAGGGUCCCUCUGCAUUCCUGAAGGGUUCGUACUGUCGCGCACUGGUCAUCGCUCCGCUGUUUGGCAUCGCACAGGUGGUUUACUUCCUAGGAGUUGGUGAAUUUGUUCUCAGCCUCCUGCCUGGACAAAAACACUGAAUCUCUAUGGAGGAUGAAGGCGCUGAUCUUGGAACAGCUUCUUGUAUUCAGACUAAUCAGAUGAUAAAUUGUUAUAUGUUUCAGAUCAGCAUUGCAGACCAGUUUUCAAACUUCAGCACCCAAAAGCUAGUUUAGCUCUUAAAGCUAGAGAGCAUUAUGUUUUAGAACAGAGCUAAUGUUUCCUUGCACUAGAACAUAUAGACUGGCUUGAGUUGUUCAAAGGCCACACUUUAUUCCAUGCUAAAGCUAAAAUCAACAGCUAAUUGCCUCCAAAUGACACAAAUUAGUUUAUGACAGCUAAGCUAAAGAGUAGUUGUGUUUUGCAUCAGAAAAUACAAGCAAACACAGCAAGGAUGCAUUCAGUUGAUCAAACGUGACAGUAAAGACAUUUAUAAUGUUACAAAAGGUUUCAAAUAAAUGUUGUUCUUUUAAUCUUUCUAAUUAUCAAAGAAUACUGAAAAAAUGUAUCAGGGUUUCCACAAAAAUAUUAAGAAGCUUAACUGGUUUUUUUGACAUUGAUAAUGAUGUUUCUUGCUCAUCAAAUCAGCAAACUAGAAGGAUUUCUGAUGGAUCAUGUGACACUGAAGACUGGGGUAAUGAUGCUCAAAAUUCAGCUUUGCAUUAAAGAAAUGAAUUACAUCUUAAAAUAUAUUCUCACAGAAAACAAGUAUUUUAAAUUGGAAUAAUAUUUUACAAUAUUACUGUUUUUGUGUGUGUGUGUUUUUGAUCAAAUAAAUGCAUCCUUGGUGAGCAUAAAAGACAUUA
Messenger RNA from Labeo rohita (rohu), 2024 nucleotides. RefSeq names its product solute carrier family 25 member 22b (gene slc25a22b). Gene Ontology annotation, molecular function: L-aspartate transmembrane transporter activity; L-glutamate transmembrane transporter activity. The record is from RefSeq and is a predicted model, not a curated record. The transcript is spliced from 11 exons. The coding region runs from base 303 to 1259 and encodes 318 amino acids. Lineage: Eukaryota; Metazoa; Chordata; Actinopteri; Cypriniformes; Cyprinidae. Gene Ontology annotation, biological process: malate-aspartate shuttle; L-glutamate transmembrane transport; aspartate transmembrane transport.